GCUCAGCUGCUUGUCGGAGCCGACGAUCGAUGUGCUUACUUCACUGGGCUUCCACACAACAACUCCAGUGCAGGAGGCGACAAUUCCGUUGUUCUGCGGGCACAAAGAUGUAGCCGUCGACGCACAGACCGGCUCUGGGAAGACGCUGGCGUUCGUGCUUCCAGUUGUAGAGCGGCUAAGGCGGUUGGAUGACCCACUGAAGCUGCACCAGGUUGGAGCUAUCAUCAUCUCACCCACUCGUGAGCUCGCUAAGCAAAUUUAUGGGGUGGCGGAGCCCUUCAUCGCCAGUGUGCGCGGCCUGACCUCGAUGCUGCUAGUCGGCGGAACCGACCCCGCCCAGGACGUGUCCGCCUUCAAGGCCCGGGGCGGUCACGUGCUGGUGGGCACGCCCGGCCGCAUCGAGGACGUGCUCAAGCGCUGCGCCACAGUGGACCUGCGCCGCAUGGAGGUGUUAGUGCUGGACGAGGCUGACCGGCUGCUGGACAUGGGCUUCAAGGCGCAGCUGGACGCCGUCAUGGGCCGCCUGCCCAAGCAGCGCCGCACCGGGCUGUUCAGCGCCACACAGACCGAGGCCGUGCAGGAGCUGGCGAGGGCGGGGCUGAGGAACCCAGUGCGGGUCAACGUGGCGGUGGCGGUGCAGGCGGCCAAGGCGGCAGCGGGGGCGGGGAAGGAGAAGGAGAAGGGGAAGGCGGAGGAGAAGAAGGGGAUGGAGGAGGAGGAGAAGGGGAAGGGCAAGAAGGGCAAGGAGCAGCAGCAGGCGGCGGCCGCGGCGGCGGGCGCGGAGGUGGAGGCGGCGGCGGCGGCCGAGGCGGCGGCGGCGGAUGCUGCGGCGGCGGGUGGCUCUCAGAAGACGCCCAACAGCCUGAGUAUCCAGUACGUGCUGUGUGAGGCGGACGAGAAGAUUCCGCAGCUGGUGCGCUUCCUGCGCCUGCACGGCCCCAGCCGCAAGGUGAUCGUGUACGCCAUGACCUGCGCCGCCGUGGACCACCUGGCGGCCGUGCUGCCGCGCCUGCCGCAGCUCGCCACCGCCGGCGUGCGCCUGCGCGCGCUGCACGGCCGCAUGAAGCAGGCGGCGCGCGAGGCCACGCUGGAGGCCUUCCGCGCGCUGCCCGCCGGCGUGCUGCUGUGCACGGACCUGGCGGCGCGCGGGCUGGACAUCCCCGACGUGCACUGGAUCCUGCAGCUGGACCCGCCGCAGGACCCGGCGGCGUUCGUGCACCGCGUGGGCCGCACGGCGCGCAUGGGCCGCAGCGGCCAGGCGCUGGUGUACCUCACCGCGGCGGAGGAGCCGUACGUGGAGUUCCUGCGCCUGCGCAAGGUGCCGCUGACGGAGGCCAGUCAGCUGCCGCCCACGGAGGGCCAGGCCCCCUCUGUCGCCGCCGACGCUGACGCCGACGACGACGGGGCGCCGAGCACCAGUGGGCGGGACGCCGCGCCCAACGCUACCGCCUCCGCAGGAGCCGGCGGCAAGAAGAAGGCGCCUGGCAAGGCCGCGGGUGCUGCCGCAACAGCUGGCGGCGGCGGCGGCGGCGGUGGCGGCGGCGGCGGCGGUCCGGGCGGGGCGGUGCUGUCGGCGGCUGUGUCCACGGCCACGGCGGACGUACUGGCGGCGCUGCGCAGUGCGGCGGAGCGCGACCGCGACGUGAUGGAGAAGGCCACCAAGGCGUUUGUGACCUACGUGCGCGGCUACAAGGAGCACCACUGCAAGUUCAUAUUCAGGCUGCAGGACCUGCACAUCGGGCGCCUGGCCACGGGUCUGGGUCUGCUGCGGCUGCCCAAGAUGCCGGACCUGAAGCGGCCGCUGGGGGCGUCCGAGUUCCGGCCCUCGGCGGUGGACCCCUCCUCGGUGCCCUACAAGGACAAGGCGAGGGAGAAGCAGCGGCAAAAGGGUCUGCAGCAGAAGCAGCAGGAGGCCAGCCGCAACGGCGGCGCCGCCAGCGCGGAGGAGCGGGCCGCCGCCAAGCGCAAGGCGGUGGCGGCGGUGGCGGCGGAGGCGGCGGAGGCGCGGCUGCCGGCGGCCAAGCGGCGGCAGCUGCAGAUGAAGGACGAGGCGGCGUCACUCAACAAGGAGUACAGUCUGUUGAAGAAGCUGAAGAAGGGCAAGAUCAGCCAGCACCAGUACAACGUGGCCACGGGGCUGUCAGACGACUCGGACAUGGAGGAGGAGGCAGAGCAGCCAGCCAAGCCGGCGGCGGCGGGGGCGGCGGCGGGGCGACUGGGGGGAGGCGGCGGCGACAGUGACACCGACGACGGCGCGGGCAGCAGCGGGAGUGAGGACGAGGGCGGCGAGGGCGGCGCGGCGGGAGCGGGCGGGGCCGGCAAAGGAGCGGCGGGAGCGGGCGGGAGAGUCGGCGGCGCGGGUGGGAGGGGCGGCAAGGGCGGGAGAGGCGGGCCGGGCGGCAGGGGCGGUCGCGGGCCGCUGGGCGUGAAGCAGAACCGGGGCGCGCUGCAGUCGUACAUCGAGAAGAAGGCCCGGAAGAAGAAGCGGCAGAAUGCCAAGAAGGCGCAGCGGCAGUAGCUGGUGGUUGAAAGCAGCUGUCAGGCGGGCGUCGGUGCGGCGGCUGGGGGCAGGGGCGCAGGGCACACGGAGGACACUGGCGUGGGCAGUUCAGGACGCGGGAGGGGCGGAGGGCGCCACCGGAAGUCCGUCCUUGAUGGCGGAUUGGCGGUCGUAACCUGUGUAACAGUCAUCUGUGCGUGUGCGAACUGCGAAGCCGCGACCUGCACCGGCACUCGACGCAGCAUGGCUUUGGUGUAAGAUGCCGUAUGC
Chlamydomonas reinhardtii is the source of this 2770-nucleotide messenger RNA. RefSeq lists its product as uncharacterized. The record is from RefSeq and is a predicted model, not a curated record. NCBI's taxonomy places the organism in Eukaryota, Viridiplantae, Chlorophyta, Chlorophyceae, Chlamydomonadales, Chlamydomonadaceae. Gene Ontology annotation, cellular component: nucleolus. Gene Ontology annotation, molecular function: ATP binding; nucleic acid binding. The transcript has 9 exons. The coding region runs from base 308 to 2518 and encodes 736 amino acids.